Messenger RNA from Paramecium octaurelia, 1496 nucleotides. Lineage: Eukaryota; Ciliophora; Oligohymenophorea; Peniculida; Parameciidae. The record is from the annotation of a GenBank genome assembly.
AUGAAUGAUAAUGAGAAAUAGGAAUAAUCAUCAGAGUUGCUUAGUAAUAAAUAAAAAUCUUGGCACAAUACCAAUGUUAGGUGGGUAGCAUUGAUAUUGGCCUGUCUUUUUUAAUUUGGAAGUUAUUUUAGCACAGAUUAUCCUUCUGUUUUGGCAGAAGAAAUUAAAGACAGCUUCAACAAAGAUUAAUCAGAUGUGAAUCUCCUCUAUACUUAUUACUCAAUGCCCAAUGUGAUUUUGCCUCUAUUAGGAGGAUUAUUCAUUGAUGCAAUUGGAAUCAGACUUGCAAUGGUUGGUUUCUUUGCUAUCCUAAUAGUGGGUUAAUGUACAUAAUUAUCGAAAUUUUAAUUAGUUCUUUGUUAUAUUUCAGCAGUCUCUGGUAACUUUACAAUAAUGCUAAUUGGUAGAUUAGUCUUUGGAUUAGGCGGCGAAAACUGUGUUGUUGCUUAAUCGUACAUUGUGAGUAAAUGGUUUUUUGGAAGUGAAUUAGCAUUUGCUUUGGGGUAAGUAGAGUAUUUUAUAUGUUAGUUUGAAUAUUACAUUUGCAAGACUUGGGUCGGUUUUAGGAGCAAUUUUGUUAGGAAAAACAUAUAUUUGGUUUGGAGAUAGUUUGUCUGCAUCUAUGUUUUUUUGUUUGGCUCUGCUAAUCUUGGCAUGGGUGGAUGCUAUCAUUCUAGCUUUACUUGAUAAAUAUUGCGAUAAGAGAGACAAAGUAGAAGCCAAAAUUGAAGGAGAUAAAAUAAAAUUAAGUGAUAUCAAAGAAUUUAAGUUGGAUUUUCAUCUCCUUACUCUCAGUUGUCUCACUUGCUACUCGGCAUUCUUCUUAUUUUAAUACAAUAAUGUCGAAAUGUUCAAACUUAUGUACACAUUCUUUUCUAGAUUAGAUAUCAUAUGAAUUCAAGCUAAGCCAAUAAUGUUUAUAGUAUACCAUAUUACUCGGCCGCACUCUUUACUCCUAUAUUUGGAUUUGUAAUUGACAAAUUUGGUAGAAGAACUCAUCUUUUAGUUUUAUGUGGUGGCUUACUAGUAUUAGUGAAUGUUAUCUUUAUAUCAAUUACUUGUGAUCAACAAGAAGUUUGUCUCACUGCACCAAUUUUGGGAUAAAUCUUAAAUGGAUUCUAUUACUCUUUAUAUGCUGCAGUAAUGUGGCCUUGUGUUCCUUUAUGUGUACCAGAAAGAGCCGUAGGAACAGCAUUUGGAGUUGUGAAUGCCGUCUAGAACAUUGGUUUAACAGUUUUCCCAGUUAUAGUCGGUCAUUUAAUUUCAGAUGAAACCCCAGCAGCCUACAGACAUAUGAUCUUAUUUUUAGGCAGUACUGCUAUCGUUGGGUUGAUUAGUAACAUUGGAUUGUGGUUUGUUGAUAAAUAAAAUGGAGGUAAGAUGGCCAAACCAAGUCUCAAGGAUAAUACCGAAGUCGAAGAUUUAAACAUUCAACAACAGGAAAGUGAUACUCCAAUUUCUGAACCUAAAGUAGAUUGAUUUAUAUUUUAAUACAC